UGAAGAGGCCUGAGGUGUCCAGGACCACCAACACCACCAGGGUGAAGGAUCGAAACACGUCUUCCACCGACAAAACCAGGCCUCCUGUACGCAUCCACUGAGAACAUCCUGUGUGCAAAGAAGUCAACUAGCCCAACAGCACCCUCCCCCUUCCUCUGUGCGCGCGCCACUCCUUCUUCCUCUCUCUCUGCCGGCUGACAAGAAAAGCUGUCAGCUGGUGAGACUGCUGUGUUAUGAGUCUGAGGACCGAGUGAGUUCAUCUCUGCAGCUGUGAGGAGACUCGGUGAGGAGAUGCCGUCUGGCUGGCGGACCGCUGUGCUGCUGCUGCUGCUGCUGCCGGCUGGAACUCAGGCUCAGAGUGGAGACGGAGACACUGACAUGGAGCCCAGAAUCAGCUGCAACUCUCACAUCAUGACAAACAUAAGCAGUCUGACCUGUAAACUGAUUGGAGGCAGGAACAACAUCGAGGAUGAUGAAGAUUAUGAGGCUGAUGGCAUAAAGAUCAUGACAGCAUGUAACACUGACUGGAGUACAAAGCAAAUAAAGUGUGUGGAGGAUUUUGGGGACACAGUCAGCUCCAGAGAUCUGAAUCCUCUGGUUAAUGUCAAUGUGACCGUCCACCUAAAGAGAGGAGGCAAGAUUACAACCACAGUCGACCUGAAAAAAAUAGUUAAACCAAGAAGUCCUUAUGUGUGGAACAUUACUUUCAACUGGGAGUCUUACCAGGCUGUCAUUCACAUUCGGACUCCGUACCACAAUGACUACCUGAAAAUAGACAAUCAACUCUUCCAGCUGUUCAUCUGGACCACAGGCAGCACUACGAUUCAAAACAUGUCAUCAUCAGACAGUAUGAUUAUUGACAUGGAGCGGCUUCAAAAAAACACAGAGUAUCACAUCAAAGUGCGGGCGAUACCAUGGAAAUAUCUGCAGGGUACCUGGAGCGAGUGGGGUGAAACGUUCACUUUCUUUACUCCCGCUGGUAAGAAAGAAAACAUCCAAAAGCAGACAGAUGAAAGGCGGGAGAUGUACACACUGAUUGUGUGUCUUGUCCCUUUGGUGGUGGUGACUUCCAGUGUUGUUUUCUUCUGGAAAAACAAAAUAUUCACCUACAUGUGGCCGAACAUCCCACACCCUAAACACACACUGGUGCAGAUCUGCAAGCCAAAUAAAGGCCUCCUAUUGAACUUUAAACCUGAAGUGUUCAGCGCCCUUACAGUCUACCCGCUGGAGAAAACAGAGGAGCAGCCUUGUGAGGAAACAGAGCCUUCAAUCACUGCUGCUGCUGAUGACGGUACACAGUCGAAUCAUGCCUGCUCCACCCAGAGCUCUGACUGCUCCAGGAGCACCACCAGUGUCAGCACAGAGGAGCUGGAGCUGUCUGCCCUACUGAGCAGGAGCUCCUCCGACGGAGAGGACAGCCUUCAGAGCACCAGUCUAUCCCCCAUUAACGUCCUCCAGCUCGGGGAGAGAUCUGAUACACCUCAGCCUCAAAGCAGCAGUGGAGGAAAUGAGGCCGAGGCUUAUGUCACCAUGUCCAGUUUCUAUCAGAUCAAGUAGGUCAGGAGGAGGAAGAGGAAUGGUGAUGGACAGACAAAUAGAACCAGGAUAGGACAAGGAUAUUUAUCAAACUUCUGAGAUUUACAUCUCAGAAUGCUCUAAAGCAGUGGUUCCCAACCUGGAGGUCAGGACCCCUCAUGAAGUCCCAAGAUAAAUCUGAGGGUCACAAAAUAAUUUAAUUGGAUAAGAAGGAAGAAAACGUUUUUUUUUUUUUUUUUUUUUAGCAACAUGACCAUAUGGAUGGCAAUGUCAGCCGGUCCACCACUCAGACUGAAAUAUCUCAACAACUAUAUGAUGGAUUUCCAUGAAAGUUCUUACAAAUAGCCACUUUGUCUAGAGGAUGAAUUCUACUCACUUUGGUGAUAUUCUAGAAAUUUACUCUAGCGCCACCAUGAGAUUGUUUUUUUUAGUGAAAUAGCUCAACAAUUAUUGGAUGGAUUGCUAUGAAAUCUGGUGCAGAUAUGGUGUCCAGGCAAUGAAUCCCAAAAACUUUGGUGAUCCUUUCACUUUUUCACUAGUGCCACCAGCAGGUCAAAGUGUUCACUUAUCCACUAAAAUAUCUCGUCACAAAAUGUGUCACAUUCAUGUUCCUCUCAGGAUGAACUGUAAUAACUAAUCUCUGACUUUUCAUCUAGCAUCAGGUCAACAUUUUAAUGUGUCCAACACUUUGGUUUAUGACUAAAUACCUGCAGAAAUAAUGACAUUCCCAUCAGCCUCAGCUGUACUUUGUGUUUAGCAUUUAGCUCAAAGCACCGCUGUGUCUAAGUACAGCCUCACAGAGCUGCUAGCAUGGCUGUAGACUCUUAGUCUGGUUCUGUUGAAAUACUGGAUAUUUUCAGUCUUUUGGGCCUCUAAAGAUCCUUCAAAUCAAACAAUCUAAGGAAAGGAAAAAUCAGUUUAACUGCUCACACUAAGUCCAUAACCUGUGAUUAGUGGUUACAAGUGGAUAUUGCUUGAUUUUGAGGAUCACUAGCAAAACAAAAAGGUUGGGAACCACUGACCUAAAGAGCUAGGAAGACUAAAAAAGUACUCACUCUCUAAAAGUGAAGAAUAAGACAUUUAUGUGAUCGCAUGAUUUAUCACAUGUAUGAUUAGAGCAGGAACAGCCAAUCAGAGACAAGGAUUUACUCUACAUCUGCCCCGCUCUUCAUUCUUCUUCUUCAAAAAAAAAGAAGAAAAAUCCAUACAUCAUGUGGUGCACAGAAUUGUAAUUUUAAAUGACCACUUUAACAACUCCAGUAGCAAUUAAAGGGGCACUCCAUUAGUUUGUCAGUUCCAUAACGUUGAUAGAUAGAAGAAUGGUCAAAGUCUGUGCACAAGAAAUUUGAUAAAUAACUUUUAUUCUUAUGCAUGCGAGUAAAAGUGGAGGAUUUUUACUUUUAUCUUUCACUUGAGUCCAGAAUGUAACUUGUAGCAGUUUGAUAAAUGCGGGUUAUUGACCCAGAGGUAUUGAAAUGUAGCUUUUUGUAUUUUAUUGCUUUUGAUGUCAUAUGAUUAUAUCAAGUAUAUUUUGAUAAUAUCUCAUACAUUGUAUACUGACAUACCUCCUCAUACAGUCAUCUGGUGUUAUCCAGAGUUGGUUGUUGGAGGAACCUUGGAAAAUCAUUUUAUUGUUUCUGCAUGUUUUACUACAAAUCACAGAAUACCGUUUCCAGAGCAUACUAGCUUCCAGGCAGCCCAUUGGUUAAAGGGUCAGUUCAUCUUUUUGCUGGGCAUGGUGUUCACUGUAGUGAAUUAACUACCUAAAGCAAGUCUUGGAAGUUUCAAACCAUAGUGAAAUAAAUUGAUUAUGUUGGCUGCCUAGAAGGUAGUGUAACAACAUACAGUAUGCUUUGGAUUCAUACAGAUGGGUGACAAAUGAAAGUAAAUCUCAAUCUAAAGUGUGUUAGUGCGGCGUUGUUCCACCAAGAGUUUCCAAAAGAGCUUCAGUUCUCCUUGUCAUAGAUUCUCUAAGUCUGUGGAACUCCACUGGAGGUAUGAACUCCACAUAAAGAACCACCUAAACGAAUCUCCUCAGGACCACCAAAAAGGAACCACUAGAACCACCUAAAGGACUUCUAGAACUUCUUUGGUGACCACUAUAACCACCCAAAGGACUCAUAGAACCACCUAAAGGAUCCCUAUAACCUCCUCAAAGACCACUUAAACUUUAUAUUCUCUAAAUAAUGUACAAAUGAAUGACAGAUUGAAGUAACUAGAAUAACCACUAGAAUCACCCCAAGGAUCCAUAGAACCUCCUCAAUGACCACUAGAAUCACAUAAAGUACCCCUAGAAUGUCCUAAAUGACCAGAACCAUAGAAUAAACCACAAGAACCACCUAAAUGACAAGUAGAACCCCCUAAAUGACCACAAACACCACCUAAAGCAAGUAAGUUAUUUAUAUAGCACCUUUCAAGAGCAGCAAAUAAGAGACAGAGCAACAGACAUUAAAUGCAGACAUCCAGCUAAAAACAUAAGGCAAAACAAAAACAAGCUAAACAAAAGCAAUUCUAAACAAAUGGGUCUUGAGCUGCUUUUUAAAGGUGUUCACAGUGUCCACACAUCUUAAGUCCAAUGGGAGAGAGUUCCAAAGUUUAUGAGCUCCUAACCUCAAAAGCAUCGUCUCCUUUUGUCUUGAGCCUGGAGUGAGGAACCACCAACAAACCCUGAUCAGAUGACCUCAGAUUCCUACUGGUAUUAUAUGGCUGCAGUAGCUCUUUAAUGUAGGCAGGUGCCUGACCAUGCAAGGCUCAAACCUUAUCAUAAAAAUCUUGAACUGGAUUCUGAAUUUAGGAUCCCUAUAACCUCCUAACUGACCACUAGAACCCCCAAAAUUAUUUCUAUUACCUCUUCAAUGACCACUUGAACCCCCUAAAGGACCACAACAACCACCUAAAGGACCUCUAGAACUUCCUCAGUGGUCACUGUAACUACCUACAGGACUACUAGAACCUCAUUGGUAACCACUAGAACCACCUAAAGGACAGACUGUUAGAACCUAAACAGUUAGAACUAAAGGACACCUAGAACCUUCAUAAAGACUACCUAAACCACCUAAAGGAUCACCAAAAAGAAUUCUAGAAUCUCCUCAGGACUGCCAAAAAUGACCACAACAACCACCUAAAGGACUUCUAAAACCUCCUUAGUGACCACUAGAACCACCUAAAGGACACCUAGAACCACCUAGAGGACUCCUAGAAACAUCUAAAGGACCCCUAGAACCUCCUCAAGGACCACCUAAACUUUAUAUUCUCUAAAUAAUGUACAAAUUAAUGACAUAUUAUAUUAACUACAAUAACCACUAGAAUCACCUAAAGGACCCCUAGAACUUCUUCACUGACCAUAAGAACCACCUAACAGACCACAAGAACCACCUAAAGAACAUGUAGAACCUCCUAAAUGACAACUAGAACCCCCUAAAUGACCACAAGAGCCACCUUAAUGACCUCUAGAACUUCCUCAGUGGCCACUAGAACCACCUAAAGGACUACUACAACCUCCUCUGUGACCACAAGAGCCUCAUAAAAGACCCCUAGAACCACCUAAAGGACACCUAGAACCUCCUCAAAGACCACCUAAAGGAUCACUAGUUGCACAUAAAGGACCACUAGAACCUUGGUCAGCACUAGAACCAUCUACAGGACCCCUAGAACCUCCUUUAUAUUCUCAAAUGUGUACAAAGACAAAUUUAAGUAAACCCCAACCUAGGGUGUUGUUCCACCACAAGCCUUCAGAACAGUUCCAGAGCUCUUUGUCAAAGAUACUAACCAUUCAGUGAGCCCUGGUGUCCUGUAUGGAACCAUUUGCAAUGUAAGGUCAGUAUGUUUCAUUUAUUCAGGUUUUCCCUUUAAUUUGUCACCUGUCUCUAUAAAGAUUUACUACCAUUCUUUAAUGAGCUAAAAUAUACAAAAACAACAGUGAGGUCCUUUAAAAGAAAGCUGCUAAACUGUUAGAGAACUAAAACUCCUGCUGUACAUGUUCACCAUGUAGGUGGGACAGGCUCUUCUCAUUCUUACAAAGCACUCUGUCCACACCUCCACCUACCAACAGCACUGAAAGCCAGUAUAUGUCAUUAUGCAGGUGAGCUGUGGGUAUGUUGCUGCAGCGACCUGACCCGACUGUUUUUGUUUGUGGAGACGCCAAACAAAAUGCUGCUUCUUAAUAUAUCUGACACAACCUACACCUCAUGUUUCCUUACAGUAACGGCUGGCAUAAAUACACAGAAUGUACGCUUUAUUUUCUCAGAAUGAAGAAAUCUGAAAUAUUUCUCUCCAGAUUCAACUGUAUUAAAUAUACCGUAUAUACAAUAUGGUAAUGAUUGAUAGUACCUGUUACAACAUAGUGUCUAACGAAUGUUUUUUUUAUUUAAACAAAGCCUAUGGUGUUGCAUAUCAAUGUACAAUAAAAUAGAAAGAAUUGUUAUGAAAACA
This is a messenger RNA of Siniperca chuatsi (mandarin fish), 5967 nucleotides long. It is a transcript of the gene il7r, whose product is annotated as interleukin 7 receptor. The transcript is spliced from 9 exons. NCBI's taxonomy places the organism in Eukaryota, Metazoa, Chordata, Actinopteri, Centrarchiformes, Sinipercidae. The record is from RefSeq and is a predicted model, not a curated record. Gene Ontology annotation, cellular component: external side of plasma membrane. Gene Ontology annotation, molecular function: protein binding; cytokine receptor activity. Gene Ontology annotation, biological process: positive regulation of receptor signaling pathway via JAK-STAT; cytokine-mediated signaling pathway; hemopoiesis. The coding region runs from base 292 to 1557 and encodes 421 amino acids.